Bufo gargarizans (Asiatic toad) is the source of this 1426-nucleotide messenger RNA. It is a transcript of the gene SEC13, whose product is annotated as SEC13 homolog, nuclear pore and COPII coat complex component. The transcript has 9 exons. The record is from RefSeq and is a predicted model, not a curated record. Gene Ontology annotation, molecular function: structural molecule activity; protein binding. NCBI's taxonomy places the organism in Eukaryota, Metazoa, Chordata, Amphibia, Anura, Bufonidae. Gene Ontology annotation, cellular component: nuclear pore outer ring; COPII vesicle coat. Gene Ontology annotation, biological process: positive regulation of TOR signaling; protein import into nucleus; COPII-coated vesicle budding. Bases 111 to 1073 code for a protein of 320 amino acids.
GGAAGUCUGCUCUGCACUCCCGGAAGUACAGACUGCUUGGAGUCUACAGGAGGAGCAGCCGGGAGCUGCCACGUCUGCGAGGAAGAGCGCACAGGCCGGGAGCGGACACCAUGGUUUCCGUCAUCAACACAGUGGACACGUCCCACGAGGAUAUGAUUCACGAUGCUCAGAUGGAUUACUACGGCACGCGUCUCGCCACCUGCUCCUCUGACAGAUCCGUUAAGAUCUUCGACGUGAAGAAUGGCGGCCAGAUACUGAUUGCUGAUCUGCGGGGACACGAGGGGCCGGUCUGGCAGGUAGCCUGGGCUCAUCCCAUGUUCGGCAACAUCCUGGCCUCCUGCUCCUAUGACAGGAAGGUCAUUAUAUGGAAAGAAGAAAACGGGACCUGGGACAAGACGUAUGAAUACACCGGCCACGACUCCUCAGUGAAUUCCGUGUGCUGGGCUCCUCACGACUUUGGCCUGAUGUUGGCCUGUGGCAGUUCCGAUGGCGCCAUUUCUCUCCUCACCUACACGGGGGACGGUCCCUGGGAUGUCAAAAAGAUCAGCAACGCACACACGAUUGGGUGUAACGCGGUCAGCUGGGCUCCUUCCGUCGUCCCGGGGAGUUUAGUGGAUCAGCCAUCUGGACAGAGGCCAAACUACAUCAAGAGAUUCGUCUCCGGUGGAUGCGACAACCUUGUGAAAAUCUGGAGGGAGGAGGACGGUCAGUGGAAAGAAGAUCAGAAGCUGGAGGCGCACAGUGACUGGGUGCGGGAUGUGGCCUGGGCACCGUCUAUCGGUCUCCCCACCAGCACCAUUGCCAGUUGUUCUCAGGACGGCAGAGUUUACAUAUGGACCUGUGACGACCCGACCAGUAACAGCUGGACCCCCAAACUGCUGCACAAAUUUAAUGACGUGGUGUGGCACGUGAGCUGGUCCAUCACCGCCAACAUCCUGGCCGUGUCUGGGGGCGACAACAAGGUGACCUUGUGGAAGGAGUCCGUGGACGGCCAGUGGGCGCUGAUCAGCGAUGUAAACAAGGGACAGGGGGUCGUGUCUGCGGUGACAGACGGACACCAGAACGAGCAGUGACCUCCCUGCACCCGGACCAUGAAUUCCCAGCUCCUGCUCGGUCAGGGCGAAUCUCAGAAGGACAGUGAUACUUAUUAACUCCUUCAUGGCCAAGUGGAACUGCAGACUCCGCCCUCUCUCCUCGAGAUCAGAUUUUUGGGGCAUUUCUUCAUUGCUGCGCAGUUUUCCCUUCUGUUUCCCACUCGAUAUUUGGUCAGAACGAGCUGUGACCUCGGUGUAUCCCAGCGAUCAUGACCCCCAUCCUCCCCAGAAAUGUUUCCUUUUAUAAAGUUUUAUCCAUUUUGCUCUUUAUUUGUAAAUUGUUAAAUCCUUGGAAUAAAAUAUUCAGUUAUUACUUUUUGUGCUAAAACUCA